Stylonychia lemnae is the source of this 819-nucleotide messenger RNA. Lineage: Eukaryota; Ciliophora; Spirotrichea; Sporadotrichida; Oxytrichidae. The record is from the annotation of a GenBank genome assembly.
AUGCCAACAACAAUAUCGCCCAGAGCAACGUCCAUUGGUUUCGGUCGUCGGUUCGGAGGACUUAUCAAUAAAUCUGAGGCCCCUUCUCCUCAUAAGUACAAUGUGACUUCAAUCGAUUUUCACGAUAAAACAAAAGGGUAUUAAUUUGGAAUGUCCAGAGAUAGAUUUGCUAAAGUUUACUUGAAGGAACACCCGCCACACGAUUUAACCAUUCCAGGGCCUGGUGCUUAUCACGCUAAACUGAGCUUCGUUGAAAAAAAUAAUGGAAUAUUUACUCUAAGACCUAAGACUAAUUUCUAAUCUAUUUUUAACGAUCAUAGAAAGGAUAAUCCAGGCCCAGGUACAUAUGAUAGCAAUAGAGCUACUGAGAGCGUUAAUGGACACACUGUUGAGUCUAGAUAUAGAUCACCUGGAGGUACUGUCAUAUCUAAAAAUGGGCCAAGAUUUGAUUCCUCUCCUUUGAAAAGAGCAAUGCAAGAGCCAGGCCCAGGCUAAUAUAGGCAUGUUGAGGCAGUGUCUAAUACAGGAAACUAUUUCAUUAAGAAGUUCAAGAACAGUGGAGCUCCUGUCUUCUCUAAAUCACGUAGACUUGUGGAGUUAGAUGUCAGUCAGACCAGAAAGAUCACUCCAGGACCAGGAUCGUAUCGUAUUCAAAGUGAAUUUGGAUUUUAUGAUGCGAGUUAGACCACAGAUGUGUAGUUUUUCAACCAGAGUCAGAGAAUAAGUCUGCAUCACAGAGGGGAGAGUAGUAUUGGCAUGAGGAAUUCAAUGCAAAAUAGUCUAUUUAUUGAUAAAGCUGAGCAAGAUACUAAUGAAUGA